This is a messenger RNA of Hymenoscyphus albidus, 3796 nucleotides long. NCBI's taxonomy places the organism in Eukaryota, Fungi, Ascomycota, Leotiomycetes, Helotiales, Helotiaceae. The record is from the annotation of a GenBank genome assembly.
AUGGACCUCUUCAUUGUGUUAGUAGCCUAUCAUUACGACGAAAUUCGACGUCAGUGGGACAUUGAAUUCCAGGAUACGAAUAGCCAUGUGCUUGUCACUGGCAGCAUUCACAAUCCUUUUGGGGAUACCGAGAAAGAAGAGCUUCGAUGGUAUCUGGAAGAUUUUGCGUUCAAAAAUCCUUACGCGAAGCGCCGUGCCACGACGGUGGAACAAAGUCUGCUUCGUUAUCAAGCAGAGCUCUUUGCCUCAGUAGAUCCCUUGCUUACAUGGGCUGUCGGCCAGACUAUUGGUGAGGUUUCUUUGACUGAAGUUGAGAGCAUCCGACUGUGCAUUCGAGAUGACAGCGAAGCCAAUAGUGUUCAAUCUCUGCAUUGGGAGUGCUUGGAAGACAAUAAAACGUGGAUGGAAAAUAUGCCUCCGAUUUACAUCUCACGUCAAAAUGGUGGCAAAAAACAACUGAACGAACUACCAGUCGAAAACACCAUUAAAUCCUCUUGCAACAUAUUUUUUUUUUCUUCACGAGUAUCGACAACAGAUCUGCCUUAUCGAGUGCUUUCGAAACCAAUCUGGGAAUUCAUCAACAGCCACGAGAAACUGCGCUCUCAUAUCAAAAUUUAUUUUGCAAGGCCCGGGACUUGGGAUCAAGUCAAAGUGGUCCUGCGUCAGGAUCCGAAGGGUUUCUUCUCCAUGGUACACUUUGAUACACAUGGGAAAGUCUACAAGCGCAAGUAUGUCUCUUCCCACAUCGCCAUUUCAAAUUUGUACUAACGCUCACAGUGCUGGUCUCUUUUUCUCAUCUCCUAACAAACAAGAUGAAAAGGGUGUUCAUAUCAAAGCACAAGAGAUCGGAAAAGAGCUCUUGAAAUCCGGAGUGGAGAUUGUUAUAUUAAAUGCUUGCAACACAGGGACUGUUACGUCACAUAAGCUGAGCAAUUUUGCAAUGACCUUGCUCGAGGCUGGUGUUCCCAACGUUGUCGCUAUGUCUUUUGCGUUAACGACAGAGGCAGCGACACUGUUCAUGCUAAACCUCUACGAGAACCUCUUCCUACAUGGCAAAGACCUACAAAUGUGUGUUGCUCAAGGCCGUCAAAAGCUCAAAGACAACCGCCACAGAAGAUCGCGCUUUGCUGUUGGUGUCGAUUUAGAUGACAGUGUUAUUCCUGUACUAUAUCAAAGACACGGCGCUCUGAUUCGCUAGAUUACGCCCACCGUCUCAAUGAGUGAAUCAGUGGUUGGGACGGUUUCAACUGCACUUGAAGUACCACUUCCCAGUGUUUUGAUCGGCCGCGACAUGAAAAUGCUAUCCCUGGAGCUCGAUUUUACAGACGUGGGAGCUGUAAUUAUGACAGGUUCUGCUGGCAUUGGUAAAACGGCACUCAGCAGAUAUUUGGGAGAUUGGUGGGUCCAUUCCAAAUUCUUCAGAGGCUAUGUCGAGAUCCACUUUCGAGAUUUGGAAGAUUAUUCAGACGAAAAAGCACUAUAUGAGUGGCUCUCAAUGAAAGCCGGUAUCAAGAGCGAAUCUUUCGAUCAAUCCAGGGAAGCACUGCAUCAAGCUCGAGUUCUUGUAGUAGUCGAAAGCAUACCAUCCUUCCUCUCGGAUUCUGUUUCAGAAAGUGGGGGCUCUACACUUCGUUCUCUCAACCUUAUUUGUGGCUUGUGUGAAGACUUCAGUGCUCUAAAAGGCCAUGCCUCAAGUCGACUCCUGCUGAUAUCCCGACGACUACCAGAACCCUUGGGCAACGCGCCACUGAAGCAUAUUAUUCUUGAACCUCUGGCAAUCGAUUUUGCUAUGGAAAUGAGCCGUCAGUGUAUUUCUGACUGUGGAGCUACAUUUGAAGAAAACCAAGCGUCGGUACAGAGCUUGAGACGGAUUUUGGAAGAACACGACAGCAAUUGCCUUUUCAUCGAAACUUUCAUACCGCUUCUUUCCUUGAAAGACUGUUCAAUGAAAAGUCUAUAUGAUAGUCUCAAACUCGACCUGCUACUUGGCUGUACGGAUUCUCUUUGUUCCAGAUUCGAGCCCUCUGAAAUGACCCGUCAACCACAGUUGUUCAAACAGUUUCUCUCAAUCACAAAGGAAAUUCAAGAGGAAAGACCUCUGGCAUACGCUAUGCUAUUGUGCCUUGCAUCCUUUCAGCACGCUCUGCCUUCAAGUGCCAGACAAGCAAUUCUGGCUGAGGUUCAUAGUGCUUGGCUUCGCUGGUCUUGCAGUGAGAGAUUUGGAGAAGGAGAUUCUGCAAGAUACGCAGAGUUUGACCUCAAUGACGAUCAAUUGCAAGAAGAAUAUCGAUAUCUCAUGGAAAAGUUGGAAGCCGUUGAUCUGGUAUCACCACUCAAUUUAGGUGCAAACAUGCGGGAGAUACACGUUUGUCUGCCAUAUCUUAUACGAUUCCAAGCAUUGAAAAUAUAUCCUGAGUCGAUCUUCAUACUUCCAAAUACUGCUAAACAGCUUUUCUGGAAAUAUUGGGAGAAUGUGCUGCGCGAUUUUGAACCUGAAAAUGGUCCAGAUCAGGUGUUCGGAGAAAGGAGAACCAACGUACAUAAUGCUUUGAGGUUAGCAUUGCAGCAACCAACUUUUGGUGAGGGUGUUUUGAGCCUUGUGAUGUACCUGCUCAUGGAUAUAGAGCACAUGAUAACCACUGCAGAGUCAGACUAUCAUGAGCUUCUGUCCUUCGUUCUUUUGAAGUUUGAGGAACUCUUUCAGAAGCUGGAUACCCAAUCUUCGUCUCUCAGGAUGGAGGUCAAAGAUGCCUCGCAUGAAAUCAAAGAAGAGCUAUUCAUGCAAGCAUUUUUCAUAUUCUAUCUUCGUGGCUGGAGUAUAUUACAAUUGAGCCGUCAAACUAUGGAUUUGGCGAGCAAGGAGGGGAUGGUAGCAAAUUCUCAUGAGAACGUGCUAAGAGCAAAAGUACUUUGGAGCAUAGGCGUUAAGUACGACUACAUCAGCCCUACUUCCGAAACAGUUUAUCAAGUGAUAGGCUGGCAGGACCUCAAAAUCAGUCAACUCCCAGUUGAAGAGAGGUAUCUGGCAUUCCAGAAGCAAGUUGUACAGAAGCCCAUCGAGGGCUCAUUGGAGUUUUCAGUGGAUUUUCAUACAAAAGGCAAGAUGUUCCUUCUGGGGAAUUAUAUACAGGACGUGGAGUUACAACAGCAUACAGGAGGGCUGCCUAUGGAUAUGGCCCAGUCAUUGAUUUCUACGAUGAACAUGGAAAAUCUCCCAUCCAUCGUUUCAAAUGGCUUGUUACAGUGGCUGACUGGUCAGAUUUCAGAUGGGUCAGCAUUUCUUCCGGUGAUUAAGGCUGCCUCUAGUGUGGACAAUAUUUUCUCUGGCUCCUCGAAGAUUCUGAGUGCAGCAGCUGGCGACUCGACUAAUCCACAAAAACGGUUGAUGAUGGAGAUGGACAAAGCCAAAGAAGCUGGCGAUGUUGAUCUGGAGGUUAAUUGUUUGAAAGGCAUAUUCAGCUUUGCUGUUGGCAGCAACGACUAUCUUUCAGCACUUGACUGCCACCAACAUAUACUAAAAUUGAAAGAAGUGGAAACAAAAGACUCUGCUCCUGUAACAAGCAACACGAUUGAGGUUGGUGCUGGUCAACGAGAAUACCAAUUGAGUCUCAUUCUGGAUGGUGGCGAAGAAGAUCCCGACAGAAAGCAAAAGUCCAAAGAUCACCUGGAAACAGCAGUAAAACUCUUACGAGAGGAAGGCUCAUCGCCAUUCUAUCUGAAUGCCACGUUAUCAUGCUUGGGUAGCAAUGCAUGGAAAGAGCAGAAUUUCUCUACCGCAAUCGCCUACUACAUGUAG